Cynocephalus volans (Philippine flying lemur) is the source of this 807-nucleotide messenger RNA. RefSeq names its product RASD family member 2 (gene RASD2). Gene Ontology annotation, molecular function: GTPase activity; GTP binding; G-protein beta-subunit binding. The record is from RefSeq and is a predicted model, not a curated record. NCBI's taxonomy places the organism in Eukaryota, Metazoa, Chordata, Mammalia, Dermoptera, Cynocephalidae. The coding region runs from base 7 to 807 and encodes 266 amino acids. Gene Ontology annotation, biological process: signal transduction. The transcript has 2 exons.
CGAGCCAUGAUGAAGACCUUGUCCAGCGGGAACUGCACGCUUAGUGUGCCUGCUAAGAACUCCUACCGCAUGGUGGUGCUGGGCGCCUCGAGGGUGGGCAAGAGCUCCAUCGUCUCACGCUUCCUCAAUGGCCGCUUCGAGGACCAGUACACGCCCACCAUCGAGGACUUCCAUCGCAAGGUGUACAACAUCCGUGGCGACAUGUACCAACUUGACAUCCUGGAUACCUCGGGCAACCACCCUUUUCCCGCCAUGCGCAGGCUCUCCAUCCUCACAGGCGACGUCUUCAUCCUGGUGUUCAGCCUGGAUAACCGGGAGUCCUUUGACGAAGUCAAGCGCCUCCAGAAGCAGAUCCUGGAGGUCAAGUCCUGCCUGAAGAACAAGACCAAGGAGGCGGCAGAGCUGCCCAUGGUCAUCUGCGGCAACAAGAAUGACCAUGGCGAGCUGUGCCGCCAGGUGCCAGCCACCGAGGCUGAGCUGCUGGUGUCAGGAGAUGAGAACUGUGCCUACUUCGAAGUGUCGGCCAAGAAGAACACCAAUGUAGACGAGAUGUUCUAUGUGCUCUUCAGCAUGGCCAAGCUGCCACACGAGAUGAGCCCCGCCCUGCACCGCAAGAUCUCCGUGCAGUACGGCGACGCCUUCCACCCCAGGCCCUUCUGCAUGCGCCGCGUCAAGGAGAUGGAUGCCUAUGGCAUGGUCUCGCCCUUCGCCCGCCGCCCCAGCGUCAACAGUGACCUCAAGUAUAUCAAGGCCAAGGUCCUUCGGGAGGGCCAAGCUCGCGAGAGGGACAAAUGCACCAUCCAGUGA